Molecule: messenger RNA, 929 nt
Organism: Marasmius oreades (fairy-ring Marasmius)
Lineage: Eukaryota; Fungi; Basidiomycota; Agaricomycetes; Agaricales; Marasmiaceae
Exons: 10
Coding region: 1-642 (213 amino acids)
Biological process (GO): chromatin remodeling
Cellular component (GO): Ino80 complex
Source: RefSeq, a predicted model, not a curated record
AUGCUCAUCUCCAGACGCAUCGAUAGCUUCAUUCAAUUCACUAUCGUCCUCCUUUACAGCGGCUCGAGUAACCGGCUGGCUUCGCUUUUUGGUUACUUUGUCUGCCUUCUCCAGGCAGGUGCCAUCGAGGAAAAGGGGAACCGAGCGCGAGCACGACCGAUGCCUCCCAAGGGCGGAAAAAAGAAGGCUACAACAACGUCUGACGGCACAUCUACUCCCCAUAUUCCGAGUCUAGCGGAACAAUUAUCAUAUCUCCAUGAGCCUAGACCUUUCAAGAACCCAUACUAUACGAAGAAUGUCAACCGUCGAGCCAAGAACCUGAAAAAUGUUCUCACCCAGGAAAGAGAACGUGAAAGGGCAGAGAGAGAGCGACGCCUUCAAGAAAAGGCCGAUGGUGGAAGUAUGGACAUCGAUGGCGAACCGGAGGAAGAGAUUCCCACCUACACCUCUAUUGAAGCCUCGCCCUCGUUUCUUCCACAGAAACAUUGGUGCGAUAUAACAGGACUAGAGGCUCCCUAUACUGAUCCAACCACUGGUCUGAGAUAUCAUGAUAAAAACGUGUAUGCUUUGAUCAAGGGGAUGAGCGCAAGCAUUGCAAAAGACUACCUGUCAGCGCGUGGGGUGCAUUCUGUGGUGAAAUAAGGCGUGGAUCCUUUUUGUAUAGUUCAUUAUGUAUAUAUGCGAGGAUUUUCACGCCGUCCUCAUUGAUCGGACGGCCUUACGCCCACUUCUCAGAUCCCAAUACCCAUGGCUUCAACAUCUUCCAGCUUCAUUUCAUCGACUCGACGUUCUUUCACUCGGAAGUUGGAAGGCGUUGAGAAUUGGUCGAGAAGAUAAAUUUCGGAGUGCAGUCCAGAAUAUCAAUGUUUCAUCGGAUACGUCCACCCUGUGAUCAGCUGGCUUCAAUGCCUCAACGCCAGGAAUCCGUU